Molecule: messenger RNA, 2594 nt
Organism: Delphinapterus leucas (beluga whale)
Lineage: Eukaryota; Metazoa; Chordata; Mammalia; Artiodactyla; Monodontidae
Source: RefSeq, a predicted model, not a curated record
CCAAGACAAAUUUAAGUGGCUCCAAUCCCAUUUCCUUUGCCUUGUCCAAGGGCGAGAGAGGGGCCUCAUCGGAUCUGCUGUCCCUGAUGCAGACUUGGCUCUAAGGACUCCCCUGCCCCCACUGGGAUCCGUGUCCUGCUUCAACUUCUCUGGUGGGAACAUGAGUCCGUGUGCUCCUGCUAAAACAAUCGCCCCUGUCUGCCUCUGAGCCAGCUGGACCAGGGCUUGCACCCAGUAGAGUUAUUUUCCAAAGAAACUGUUUGCAUCUGUUUUAAGCUUGUGUCCUUGGGAACCUCCAAGUCUCCAGAGCAAAUGCCUUUUGUUAAGGUGUCAGGGGGUACCUGACUCCAAGCCAGAGAGGAAGAAGGAAAACCACUGCCCAGGAGAGGUGGGCAAGCGUGGGGGAGGCAGGAGCUCCAAGCAGAUGGCUUCUCCUGCAGCCGGGGUGCCUCUCGCUCCUUCUCAGAAUGGGCUGCCUGGGGAGGAAACCCUGCCUUUCUUCCUCAUUUUUGUGCCCAUAUAUCUACGUGGGGCUUUGUUGCAAGAAACCGCACCUGAGAGGCAAAGAAAACCAUUCCUUGAGAGGCUCUGUAGACUAGAAGCACAGUUUUGGAGGUUCCAAGAGGCAACCCUAAAGCACCUGCAGGGCAUCGCCAGCAACUACAACCUGUCCUUCGUCAUGGAGGCCUGGUUCUGGAGCCUGGCCCACGAGAGCCAGGCCGUGGCCCUGGCACUCAGCCAGCUGCAGGCCACCAUGCAGGGCGACCUGGGCCACCUCAAGACCUGGGUGUGGAAGACUCAGUGCAGAGGCCAGAAGGUGGACAACAGGCUGCUGGCCUUGGGCGCCGCCCUGAGCGAGAGGAGCACCCAGGAGAGGAAGGGGCAGGAGGAGCAGAGGAACGCCCUCUCUGGCUGGCCCUGGACGUGCGGGCCGCACGGCAUGCUGGCUCGCCUGAUGCCCCUCGUCCAGAGCCAGGGUGCCGGGCUGGCAGCUUUCAAGGGGCUGCUGCAAGUGGCCAGCCCUGCCACCGCCGCCCUGCGCGUGACCCCGGCCCCACCUAGACCAUCGAGCCUAAGCUCCCCACAGCUGCAGGCAGGCAGGCAGGCAGGCACCCAGAGCUCCACGCUGCUAGAUGUCCCCCAGGGGUACAGUCAUCUCCAGUUGAGGACCACUGCCAAAGAUUAUGACAAGAGCCCCCAGGUGAAGAGAGGAGUGAGCCGCUGCCCCUUGCGGUGUGGGCUGACUCUCCCCCCUCUGUUUCUAGUUUGCAACGUGGGCCCUGCACUCACCUUUCCGAACGCGUCCACUGUGAAUGUGAUCUUCUCACCCGGCUUCUUCACUGGCUUACGGGCCCUGUCUGUCUGCAGCUGGGUCCGCACAGCCUUGGGCCACCUGGGCACCCUCCUCUCGUACACCAGCAAAGAAAAUGACAAGCUGGUUCUGCAUGGCCGAGACUCCCUGCCCCCCGGCUCCACCCACUCUGUGAUUGGAGACCCAGCCUUCAGGGAGCUGCCCCUCCAGCCACUGCCAGACGGCUGUUGGCACCAUGUGUGUGUCAUCUGGACGUCCAUUCUGGGCCUGGGCAGGUACUGGCUCCACAUGAGCCGAAGGCUAGUGGCCACUGGCUCCCGCUUUGGGGAAGGCUAUGAGAUUCCUCCAGGGGGCUCCCUCAUGCUAGGCCAGGAGCAUGACAGCAUUGGGGGCGGGUUUGAUGGCCCUGAGGCAUUUGUGGGGAGCCUAGCAUGCCUGGCCAUAUGGCACCAGGUGCUGGUCCCCAGGGAGGUCUCAAACCUGGCCACUGGGAAGGAGUUCCUGAUGGGUGCCAUCCUAACACUGGCCAAUGCCGCAUCGGUAGAUGGAUUCAUGCAAAGGGUGAACUGCACCUGCCUACAGCUCUGUUCCUGAGGCCUCGCUACACAGCAGCUGUGCUCACACGGUGGGCCGGCGGGAAGAGCAAGUCUUCAGCCACUCUCGGCCACCCCCGACCCCAGCACACUCCAUAGAGGGCCCCCCACCCACACUGAGGAUCAGGCUGCUGCCUCCAGCCUGGGCCAGGCACACCUGCUCUCUAACAUAGGAUAUGAGUAUUCCACAGGGUGGGGGGAGGGCUCACAGGCAGAGCCGGGCCUCAGGAUCCCCACGACUGCAUUCUUUCCCUCUCUGUGGCAUUCUUACACCAACCAACACCCCCCCCAUAGUAGGAAGUCAUUUCAACACGGCCCAACUUGCCACGUGGCAGAGCUGCGCUUCAGCUCUGCCUCUCCUUGGGCAUGGGUUUGGGGCAACCACAGGCUGGCUCCUGGAGAACUCUUAUUUUCCUUGCAUUAACUUCUGUGGUCCUCUCUCCACGUGGCUUGAGAAAGUUUCUCUUUGACUGCUCCUUGUUCCAACAUCUCUCAUGAGAAGGGCUGGGGAGUCCAUUUCCUGGCCCCACAGCUCCUUCGCCCUGGGGGUUCCAUCAAGGUUCUGUGGCAGCUGGUAAGGCCACUAGAGCUGCUGGGAAGGGGGCCUGCAGAGGGAGCAAGCUACUCAGAAACACACAUUAAGGAUGGGUGGGCAAUGCUUUUUUUAAAAAAAUUAAUUUAUUUAUUUU